UUCACGACGGACACGAGGUCAGGAUGGUGCGGAGUCGGUGAAUGGUGUUUCCUCAGGAGACAACUUAUUCCACAAACUGGCACAGUGUAUGACAAGUCCAACGAAAAAUCAAACAAAAGAACUGCUAGUUCCAAGACAUGAAUUUUUGUAUGAAGAUAAAAUGUGGAGACAUCCAUAUAGAAUAGAAAGCAUGGGCCGACAAUUUUCAUUUCAUGAAGAAGCAUCACUUGUAUAUUACAAUCCUGGUAUCUUGGUUCAUGUAGAUGAUAACUUUUAUCAAAGAAAUGCAAUAAAUUUUGCAAAUUACAGACAAUAUGCAUAUCCAGGUGCUUAUAAAAGAUAUCCAGAUUAUUAUUACAGUGAUGUUAGAGAACGAAGGCGAUUUUAUCCCAAUCCUUAUUUACCAAAUCACUUAACACCAGAUGAUUUUGAAGAUGAUCAACCUCCAAGAAAAAGAUUAAAAAUAGAAAAUGGUUCUAACAUCUAUAAUAAUGACUUAAAUUAUAUAACCAACAAACAUAAAAUUUAUGAUCACCAAGAACAACAAAGCAAUGAACCUGUAAUACAAAAUCCACAGUUUGCUGAACAAAAAUUAGAUCCUCUAAAAUUGAGUGAACAAUUACAAAAACAUUUUGGAAAACCAUCAUCAUUUUCUCAGUCUACUGUGAACUCAUCUGAUGAAACUAAUUUAAACCAUUCAAUUACAGAGAGUCAUAAUAGUGGAUUGUUGGUAGAACAAAUGAAAGAAAUUUAUGACACACUCAUUGCAAAGGAUGAUCCAAAAAAUUCAGGUAAAUUUUUGUGUGUACAGUUAAUAUACAAAAGAAUUUACUAA
This is a messenger RNA of Centruroides sculpturatus (bark scorpion), 835 nucleotides long. RefSeq lists its product as uncharacterized. NCBI's taxonomy places the organism in Eukaryota, Metazoa, Arthropoda, Arachnida, Scorpiones, Buthidae. The record is from RefSeq and is a predicted model, not a curated record. The transcript has 3 exons. Bases 89 to 835 code for a protein of 248 amino acids.